GGUAAUCUAUGCCCGAUUCACUCCGUCCACUUUCUCUCAUUCUUUUGUAUAUCCCAACCCUAAUUUUUUCACCACAAUCUAAAAGCUGUAUGAAUUCCUUCUGUUUCAUCUCAUUUAUUUGAUACGAAGGUUGGGUUUCAAUCAUCUUAAUCAGGGUUUUGAUGAUCCUUUAUCGCCGUGAAUUCGAGAUCUCUCCGUGGAAAUUCGUAUGCUAAAGGUUGGAGAAUUGUGAAUGAUUUGGGGGAUUUUAUGGAAGAAAUUAUGAUAUUUUCUUAGAAUCAAGUGCUGGGUUUGAUCUUUUGGAAAUUGGAGACUUAAAUUUUCAUCUGGUGCGUCAUGAUGGAUGAAACUGAGGGGGAAUCGAGGUAUCCGGCGAAUUACGGUGUGAAUCAAGGUUUCGGGUCGACCCAACGACCCAAAGCUUCUGUUCGUAAUGUACCUCAUCCUCAUUCUCAGGAGAUUGCCGAUAAUUAUGUUGAUGAGGACGAGGAAGAAUUAGAAGAAGAUGAAGAAGAACAAGAAGUUGAUGGUGGUGAUGAUGAAAUGAAUGGUGGUAUUCAUCAGAAUGGAGAUGAUGAUGAUGAUGAUGAUGAUACGGAAGAAGAUGAUGAUGGUGAAAACCAUAGUAGAAGUGACAAUUUUAACCUUCAUAGGCAUCCCAAGAAGCGGAAAUUAAAGAGCUUGUUAUCUAGUUUCGAAUUCGCACCUCGACUGCCUUUACCACCACCACGACCACCACAACCACUACAACCAUCACCGGCUGCCGCUUCAGCCACUAAGCCCUCCUUUGGUGGAAGAAACACUCUUACAGACUGGAGCGAACACGAGACGUUUGUUCUCCUUGAGGCCUGGGGCGAAAGGUUUGUUCAACGCGGAAGAAAAAGCCUUCGGUCAGAAGAAUGGCAAGAAGUUGCAGACAAGGUUUCACAGGAAUCCAAGAUCGAAAGAACAGAUACCCAAUGUAGAAACCGCUUAGAUACAUUGAAAAAAAAGUAUAAAAAGGAGAAAUCUUUGUUAGGGAGCAGCAGGAAUCAAACUACCAAAUGGGUAUAUUUCAAGAAAAUGGAUAUGUUAAUGUCAUCAACAAUCCAACAAGCAGGGCUUUCUUGUGGAGUCGAUUCCGGCGAAUAUGUUUUCAUGAAUCCAACUGUGUAUCUAAAUCAUGCAAAUGGAUUGGAUGAAAUGAGGGAUAGCCCCGGAAACACGGAUUCUCAGGAGGGUGAUGACGAUUCCGAUCCUCUGCCAUUAAAGAGGUCAAAAGAAAAAGGGGAUGGAAUCAAUGGAGGUUCAUUCAGAUUGCUUGCAGACUCCAUUAACAAGUUCAGUGAGAUAUAUGAGAAGAUUGAAAAUGGCAAAAGAAAGCAGAUGGUGGAAUUGGAGAAGAUGAGAAUGGAAUUCCAUAGAGAGUUGGAAUCACAGAAGAGGGAGAUACUUGAUAGAGCAAGAGAUGAGAUUGCAAAAAUCAGAGGAGGAGAUUAUGAAGAGAAUGAUUCUGCAGAGAACAUUAGUGGGUAAAAACCAUCUCCUUUUUAACAAGAUCUCUUUAAAAAUUUACUGUUGACUUUUAACUUAUUACUGUUGUAUAAUAUCUGGGUUACAACAGCCUUGCUUCUUAUUUUUUAAGACAAUAAAUCCUAGUUUAAUUUUGGGAAAAACGC
Cynara cardunculus var. scolymus (artichoke) is the source of this 1658-nucleotide messenger RNA. RefSeq names its product trihelix transcription factor ASIL2-like. The transcript is spliced from 2 exons. Gene Ontology annotation, molecular function: transcription cis-regulatory region binding. Gene Ontology annotation, cellular component: nucleus. Bases 337 to 1515 code for a protein of 392 amino acids. The record is from RefSeq and is a predicted model, not a curated record. NCBI's taxonomy places the organism in Eukaryota, Viridiplantae, Streptophyta, Magnoliopsida, Asterales, Asteraceae.